AUGUCGACCACUGUUGAGAAGAUGGCUCGGACUCAAAAGAACAAGGCCACGGCUUUCCACUUGGGACAGUUGAAGGCUAAGCUCGCGAAGCUGAAGCGCGAGCUGUUGACUCCGUCCGGUGGUGGCGGCGGAGGCGGUGGUGCUGGUUUCGAUGUUGCUCGUACCGGUGCUGCUAGCGUUGGCUUUAUCGGUUUCCCCUCUGUCGGAAAGAGUACGCUCAUGAGCAAACUGACCGGUCAACACUCGGAAGCUGCCGCUUAUGAAUUCACGACUUUGACGACUGUGCCGGGACAGGUGAUGUACAACGGCGCAAAGAUUCAGAUUCUCGAUCUUCCCGGUAUUAUCCAGGGUGCCAAGGAUGGCAAGGGUCGUGGUCGGCAGGUCAUUGCGGUGGCGAAGACCUGCCAUCUCAUCUUCAUUGUGCUUGACGUGAACAAGCCCCUCGUGGACAAGAAGGUCAUUGAGAACGAAUUGGAAGGAUUCGGUAUCCGCAUCAACAAGCAACCUCCGAACAUCGUCUUCAAGAAGAAGGAUAAGGGUGGAAUCGCGAUCACGAGCACCGUUCCCUUGACGCAUAUCGAUCACGACGAAAUCAAGGCUGUCAUGAGCGAAUAUAGGAUCUCGUCCGCGGAUAUCUCCAUUCGGUGCGAUGCUACGAUCGAUGACAUUAUCGACGUCCUCGAAGCCAAGAGUCGUGCCUACAUCCCCGUGGUCUAUGCUCUCAACAAGAUCGAUUCCAUCACAAUUGAGGAGCUUGAUCUGCUGUACCGGAUACCUAACGCUUGCCCCAUCAGCUCCGAACAUGGCUGGAACAUCGACGAAUUACUAGAGAUGAUGUGGGAGAAGCUGAAUCUUAAACGUGUCUACACGAAGCCCAAGGGCAAAGCUCCGGAUUAUACGGCCCCUGUUGUGCUGAGGGCCCACCAGUGCACAGUUGAAGACUUUUGUAAUGCCAUUCACAGAACGAUCCGAGAUCAGUUCAAGCAUGCCAUUGUUUACGGCCGCUCUGUUAAGCACCAGCCGCAGCGGGUUGGUCUCUCGCACGAGCUGGCUGAUGAAGAUAUCGUGACGAUUGUCAAGCGGUAG
Molecule: messenger RNA, 1086 nt
Organism: Aspergillus terreus NIH2624
Lineage: Eukaryota; Fungi; Ascomycota; Eurotiomycetes; Eurotiales; Aspergillaceae
Product: GTP-binding protein RBG1
Exons: 9
Coding region: 1-1086 (361 amino acids)
Biological process (GO): cytoplasmic translation
Cellular component (GO): cytoplasm
Molecular function (GO): GTP binding; GTPase activity
Source: RefSeq, a predicted model, not a curated record